AUGGCUGCUGAAUUAGUACAAUUGCAACCUGGUCAACAAGUUGAUCAAUGGACAAUUGUUAAGAAACUUGGUGAAGGUGGUUUUGGAGCUGUUUAUAAAGUAACUAAUGGUUCAGGAGAAUAUGCUUUAAAAGUUGAAGGAUGUAAUGAACAAAUUCAAGUAUUAAAAAUGGAAGUUUAUGUACUUACAGAAGUUGGUAAAAGAAAUGGAAGGCAUUUUUGUAAAAUUGAAGAUAAAGGACGUAGCUCAAUGGGAUUUAAUUGGAUUUGUAUUACUUUAGUAGGAAAAUCAUUACAAGAUUUAAGAAAACUUGGACCUGGCCAACACUUAUCUAUGGGAUCAGCUAUUGGUGUUAGUAUUCAAGCUUUGGAAGCUCUUGAAGAUUUACAUGCAAUUGGUUAUCUUCAUCGUGAUGUUAAACCUGGUAACUAUACUAUAGGAAGACCUGAAUUAAAUGAACUUAGAAAAGUUUAUGUACUUGAUUUUGGUAUGGCACGUAAAUUUACUAAUGAUCAAGGUGUUAUUCGUAAACCACGUGCUGCAGCUGGUUUCCGUGGAACAGUACGUUAUGCACCAAUUUCUUGUCAUUUACAACGUGAACUUUGUAGAAAAGACGAUGUUGAAACAUGGAUUUAUAUGGCUGUAGAAUUGACAACAGGUAAUCUUCCGUGGAAAAAUACUCAAGAUAUGAAUCAAGUUGGUGAAUAUAAGAAACGUUGUCGUCAAGAACCUUAUAUCAAAGAACUUUUUGCUGGAUGUCCAAGAGAAUAUCUUGAAAUUUUACAAAUAACAGACAGUCUUAAAUAUUAUGAUGCACCAAAUUAUCAAGUUCUUUAUGGUUUAAUGAGAAGAGCUUUUAAUUCUAUGAAUUGUCAAGAAUUUCCAUAUGAUUGGGAAAAACCUGCUGGAUGCUACUAA
This is a messenger RNA of Strongyloides ratti, 918 nucleotides long. RefSeq names its product Protein kinase domain and Serine/threonine-/dual specificity protein kinase, catalytic domain and Protein kinase-like domain-containing protein. The coding region runs from base 1 to 918 and encodes 305 amino acids. Lineage: Eukaryota; Metazoa; Nematoda; Chromadorea; Rhabditida; Strongyloididae. Gene Ontology annotation, biological process: signal transduction; peptidyl-serine phosphorylation. Gene Ontology annotation, cellular component: cytoplasm; nucleus. The record is from RefSeq and is a predicted model, not a curated record. Gene Ontology annotation, molecular function: ATP binding; protein serine/threonine kinase activity. The transcript has a single exon.